Messenger RNA from Penaeus monodon (black tiger shrimp), 2436 nucleotides. RefSeq lists its product as uncharacterized. The record is from RefSeq and is a predicted model, not a curated record. Lineage: Eukaryota; Metazoa; Arthropoda; Malacostraca; Decapoda; Penaeidae. Gene Ontology annotation, molecular function: nucleic acid binding. Bases 1 to 2436 code for a protein of 811 amino acids. Gene Ontology annotation, biological process: DNA integration. The transcript is spliced from 7 exons.
AUGACGGAAUACGGGACUUCCACGGACAAUCGGAACGGCACAUGCUAUACGCUGAGAGUGACAUGGACAGCAGGAACCAACCCGUUAUCUUAUAUGCGGGAGUCAGAACCACCACCGCCAAAGGUGGAUGGUCUAUGCAUGCCAAACCUCAUUGCUGACCUCAUCAUCGGAGAAAUUCCUGGUGCAGGGCCCCCAGAGCAAACCAAACAAAUGGCAGGUGCCGCGAUGACCCGGGCAGCCACAAGAAGACAGCAGGAGACACUGAAGACCCCUGCCAGCUCACCGUGCACAUCACUGAACAAGGCCCAGCUCGUCGUCGUCCCCACGCCAUUGAGGAGCCAAGUGAUGGACGUAGCUCACUGCUCUCUCAUGGGAGGUCAUCUAGGCACCAGGAAGACUAAGGAUAUAGUCCUUAGCAAUUUCUCCUGGCCUGGUUGUGCAGCUAACAAAACUCCACUGAUUGACACUCCCUUCAAACGAGUGGCAGUGGACAUCGUCGGCCCCAUAAAACCAGCAUCCAGUGAGGGCCAUCGAUACAUUCUCACGCUGGUGGACUAUGCCACCAGGUACCCUGAGGCCGUCCCCCUGAAGAGGAUCACGACUAAAACUGUGGCAGAGGCCCUUGUGGAAAUCUACAGCCGCCUGGGUAUACCAGAGGAAGUCAUCCAUGAUCGAGGGACCCAGUUCAUGUCCGACUGUAUGCACGAGGUGAGCUGUCUGCUUAGCUUGAAGCAGUUGCCAACAACCCCUUACCACCCCAUGAGCAACGGCUUGGUUGAGAAAUUCAACGGCACCCUCAAGGCAAUGUUGAGUCGUCUGUGUGCGGAGCAGCCUCGACAGUGGCGCCGGUACUUGAGUCCACUAUUGUUUGCUUAUCGCGAAGUACCUCAGUCCUCCACUGGUUUUGCCCCGUUUGAGCUCAUGUAUGAGGUUCGGGGUCCCAUGGGAAUCCUGCAGGAGUUAUGGACGGGAGAGAGAAUCGCUCCACAAGUCAAAACAAGCUAUCAUUAUGUGUUUGACCUCUGCAAACGGCUUGAAGAGACUAUGGCACUGGCAAGACAGAAUUUAGAAGGAGCUCAGAGCCGGUACAAAAGGCACUAUGACCGCAAGACGAAGGCCCGUUCGUUCAAAGCAGGCGAUGAAGUGCUGGUUCUCCUGCUGGCGACCCACAAUAAAUUGUUAAUGCAGUGGAAGGGGCCUCUGACUGUGGAAACUCGUCGGGGUAACGUAUACCAGCUGAAGAAUGCUGCGGCUGCAGUAAUCGAGUGGGAGGAGACCAACAGUGAGAGUGCAAUCUCGGAAGAUCUCCUAGAGGCCCUCGACCGGAAGAACUCAAGCCCACAAGGUCAAGUUGAGAAGGGACGACAGUUAAGCCAGCUCCAGUGCACUGAACUGGGGAACUUGACUGAACAAUAUCGCGAUAUGUUUUCUGGGGUCCCGGGGGUAACUGAUCUCAUCACCUAUCAUAUCCGAACAAGCAACGAGAUACCCGUUCGCGCAAAACCGUACCCUAUUCCAUAUAAACUCAGGGAAGCUCUGCACGCUGAGGUGCAAGAAAUGUUGGACAUGGGAAUCAUCCGGGAAUCCCACUCGCCUUAUGCAUCGCAAGUUGUGGUGGUGAAGAAGAGAGAUGGAACAUACUGGGUGUGUGUGGACUACCGCCAGCUGAACAAGAAGGUUGAGUUUGAUCCCAUGCCUAUGAGCACCGUAGAAGACCUACUGCACAAGAUGGGAGGGGCGAAAUACUUCUGCAAAAUCGACCUUAGCAAAGGAUACUGGCAAAUACCAGUGGCCGAAGAAGACGUCCACAAGACAGCUUUCGUGACCCCAGACGGACAAUACGAAUUCCUGCGGAUGCCAUUUGGGAUGGUGAAUGCUGGAGCGACCCUUGUACGGGCCGUCAAGUUCCUAUUGAAGGGAAUGAGUGGAGUGGAGAGUUAUAUUGAUGACAUCAUCGUCCACUCAGCCACGUGGGAACAACAUCUUCGGCUUCUGGAGGAACUUUUCAGAAGGAUAAAGGCAGCUGGGAUGACGGCCAGGCCAUCUAAAUGCACCCUGGCUACCGACAGGGUGGAGUUCAUCGGGCAUGUGCUCUCUAAUGGAUCCAUGGGACUAUUAGAAGAUAAUCUGCCCAUUCUUAGGCUCCCCGAUCAUUCUCGUUCAUACAUCCUGCAUACUGAUGCAUCAGACACGGGCAUAGGUGCUGUCCUGCUACAGGAAUGGGAUGGCGAAUUGUUCCCUAUCAUCAACCAUGUGGGAACGCAAGGAUCAUGCGGUGGGCCAUGUACCUGCAGAACUUUCGGAUCCAGAUGCAAUCGAUCAAAGGAAGUGAAAACUUUAGGGCAGAUUUUCUUAGCAGAGCACACUCGCCAGAGGGACCCAACAGUGCACCAUGCUAGGAGGGAUCAGGAAGUCUCUGUGCCCAAGAUGUUUUGA